CACACACAUACACACACAUCCACCUAGAGACGCACCAUAACAUCACAUAAUUACAUUUAUCGACAUUAUUUCUCCACUGGACAUUGAUGCAUUUGCCUCAACGGUCGCCGUAGCGGUCCAUCCGAUCGUUAUUGCUCUUAUUUCCUUCCUGCCCGCAUCCAAGGACUGAUCUACGCUACAAGAUGGCUGAGUUGAAUUUGGGGAAGGGGCUGACAGCAGGGAAAGUGGCCAGCAACGUCCAGAAAAAACUCACAAGAGCCCAAGAAAAGGUUCUUCAGAAGCUUGGCAAAGCCGAUGAAACCAAAGAUGUUGCUUUUGAGGAGGGAGUGAUCAACUUCAACAAACAAUAUGCUGAAGGCAGCAAAUUGCAAAGGGACCUUAGGGCGUACCUGGAGGCAGUGAAAGCCAUGCACGAGUCCUCCAAGAACGUGCAGGCGUGUUUGGCCGACAUGUACGAGCCGGACUGGUACGGCAAGAACGACGUGGAUUCCAUCGUGGAGGACUGUGAUGUGCUGUGGACUGACUACCACCAAAAGUUGGUGGAUCAUGCUCUCAUCUCCAUGGAUACGUACCUGGGCCAGUUCCCUGAUAUCAAGGCACGUAUCGCUAAGAGGGACAGGAAACUGGUGGAUUUCGACAGCGCCAGGCACAACUAUGCCACCACACACAAGGCCAAGAAAAAGGACGGGGGCAUUAAAAUAACCAAGCCCUCCUCUUUGUUGGAGAGAGCCACUCCAGGCUGGGCUCAGGGUAUCCUGUCUGCACACAAUGUAGCCCAGAGCAGUCUGUCCCGGAGCCAGGCCGAGGAAGAGUUGGAGAGAGCCCAGAAGGUCUUUGAGGAGAUUAAUAUUGACUUGCAAGAGGAAUUACCUUCACUCUGGAACAGUCGGGUCGGGUUUUAUGUCAGCACCUUCCAGAGUUUGGCCGGUUUUGAGGAGAAGUUUCACAAGGAAAUAGCCCGGUUGGAUCAGGAUUUGUAUGAUACCUUGGUGAAAUUAGAGGGAACAGACACAACCAGAAAGACAGGUACCAGCGGCCCCUCAUCGUCAGGAAAAAAUAGGAGUGGUGCAAGUGCUCCAAGUGCUCCAAGUGUUCCAAGUCCUCCAAGUGCUGCAAGUGUGAAAGAAGCAUCUAACCACACUCUCAGGCCAGGAGGACCACCGCCAAUCCCCAAAUCUCCAUCCAAGCUAAGGCCUGCAGUGCCUCCUCCACCCAAACUGACCCCAUCGAAGGAAAUGAAGACAGAGAACAUCAUCGGCCUGUUUGAUGCUGCAGCUACUCCUGAUAUCAACGUCACCUCACCUACAGAGUUCGACAGUCCUGCAGUGAGCAGCCUGUUGGACAUGGACCUGGACUCUUUCAGUGCAGCAACCAAAGCCUCCGCGGUCACACAGCCUGCAAACUGGGACUCAUGGCAUGAGGACAAUGGUGCCCAGGAAGAGUACAGCGAGCAGCACUAUGACCCUGUGGCUGCUGCUGCAGACGCCUGGGGGGAUGAUGGUACGCAACCGGUGCGAUAUGACCCCAUAGCAGCUGCCACAGAGGGCUGGGGGGAUGACGGGACCCUUCCGGUCCGCCACGACUCUGUGGACGCAGCUGAAGAGGGAGGGGGGGAUGAUGAGAGCCAGCAGGUUCAUGACGAUGCUGUGGCUGAAGCCCAGGAGGAGUGGGCCGAUGACGGGAGCCAGCCAAUCACAGAGGAGCCCGUCCCCGAGGACGAAACACCUGCAGCCGAGGCUCCAGCUGAGGCCGCAGAGGAAGAAGCCGCCCCGGCUGCCAACUCAGUGGAUGAGGAAGAGGGUCAGGGUGAGUCUGCAGCCGCUGCUGCAGCACCAGAAGAAGAAGCGCCGACAGAGGAGACACCUGAAGCUGUGGCAGAAUCAACAGAAGUAGCAUCAGAGCCCACAGAAAUGCCACCUGGCCUCUUGUACAAGCUCCAGGUGAUGCAUGAUUAUGCUGCCAACGACACAGACGAACUGGAGAUGAAGGCGGGUGAUAUCGUGCUGGUUAUCCCCUUUGACAACCCCGACGAACAGGACGACGGCUGGCUGAUGGGAAUGAAGCAGGACGACUGGCUGCAGAACAAAGAAAAUGCCGUUAAAGGAGUAUUCCCUGAGAACUUCACCCAGCGGCUGUGAGAGAGGAGGACAGGACAUCAUUCCAGCUUCCUUCUUCAUCUCUUUCUUCCUCUUGCCGCAAUCCUUCCUCUCCUCUCUCCUCCUGAUACUGUAUCUUUCCUAGGACUUUGGCCAUAGAAGCAGAGCUGUCACAGCCCUGGCUGAAAUCAUGAUUUUCUAAGGUCUGCUACACUGUGCUAAAAUUGGAUCUUGGCAUUUCUGUGGAUUUCUGCCAGCAUUUACAAUUACAGAUGUAGCCAUUACACAGGCCCCACACUUUGCUGCACUCUAGCUGCACUAUUGUUGCCACUCCACGCCCGAGGCAUCGAUCAGACGAUCCUCUCCAUACAGGAGAGCUGCAGAGACGGGAGCCUCUGCAAUGGCUGCUGCUGCAAUUGCAUUAUGAUGUUUUAUCCUUAGCCAUGUCUCAUCAUCAACUCUCCAAGGCAUAUUCCACCUUCAUAACAGUGAAAAUGUCUUUUGAGAUGUGCUUUUGUUCAUUUGAUACGGAGAUUGAGAACAGUGUACAAUUACUCAGACAACGUCAAGUGUAGCAGAGUUUCCCUCACACACUAAGCCCUGUUUUAUAAAGGACAGGGCUGUAAUUACUAAAGACAGGCUGACAGGCAGGUAAACACACAUUGAGUAGAGUUCUCACUAUGUUUAGAAACAUUCACCCAGUAGAGUAACACACUGAAUAAGUAGAACCACAGAAGUUAUGAAAAGUCCUUUGAACACAUAAGGUGCAGGAUCAUUAUCUAACCCAGGGAUGGGCAACUUAAAUGCUGCAGGGGGCCACAGUUUAUGAUUGAUACUACCACAGGGCCACAUAUAGGACCGUGCACUUAACCAGAUAUGAUGAAACUGCAAUUUUAAAUAUGUUUACAGUGCAGUAACUUAACAUAUUUCAUGCUCAAAUGCAUGUAUAAAAGUAUAAAUAGGAAUACAAAAGGUUUGAAGCAAAUAAAAAUAACCACUUACUGUGAUUUCUUUUUUUUAGUGCAAGAACAGCAGACCAACAUUAAUUGCAAGAAGUAAUUUUGUGCAUUUUUACACUGCACUUUUAAGAUUUCAUGCUCAAAUGCAUGUAGUUGUACUGAGGGCCACUUCAAGGCCGUAUGUGGCCCCCCGGGCCUCCAGUUGCCCAUCCCUGAUCUAACCAGUUAAACAGUGAGGAAUUCAAAUAGACGAAACAAAAUCAGCAUCUCAUCAACAAAUGGACUUAAAUUUAGCUCGUCACUAAUGUUGUUGAGGCAGAUCUCCUCCUUCUCAAGCUGAACUGGGUUGUUGAAACACAUUUCUGUUUUUGGCAAUAGUCUGUUUUAGCCACAUGUGUAGCCAUCAAGUGUAAUUUGUUUUCUCGGGCAUGCAGGUUUUCUCACCUGCGCUGGCUGUCUGCAUGUCUGACCAUAGAGACAGAGUGCAUCUGAGUCCUGUCCUCACUGGAGGGGAAACAAUUCAAAGCUCUCCCUUCAGAUGUAUUCAGUCAGGGUGCCUCCUCUCAUCCUGUCUGCCAGCAAAAAACCUGUUUAAGAGCAACUGUAUGAUGGGCUGCACUACCAACAGGGCCAAGGACUCAAUACUAUAAGUAUUUAUAUGCUUCUUGACCUAAAAACAUCUGGAAAAGUCUUAAAUAGGACAAAAGGGCAUACAGGUGUAAACAGACAUGAGGCAUCAGCAGGAAGAACGGGAAAACUGUGAUCCUGACACUCAGUAUGUCUAAGGCAAACUAUAUAUCUUUAAUAUAUAUAUAUUCUUUAUUUAACCAGGUAAAAGUCUUGUUGAGAUUUUAAAAAAUCGGUAACACUUUACAAUAACCAACUAAGUGAUGUUUAUAGAUGGUUUAUAGACCAAUUAUUAACCAUUUACAAAGUGCUGUACAUAAUUAAUCUUUAAAUGUUUUAAACCAAUUUCUUAAAAGUAAAUGAAUCAUUUCAAAAUCAUUAACAUACUUAAUAUGGUGUUAAAAAUGUUAUAAUGAGUGCAACUAAAACCAUUAAUAAGCUAUUAAUUAUAUUUUAUUGGUUUGUUAAUGGCAAAGAAACUAUAAACUUACAUUAAUAUAUCAUCUAUUUGCCAUCUAUAAAUGAUUUAGUUAGUUUAACAUUAAUAAAAAUAUGUAUUUACUAUUCUAAAUGGCCUAUAUAUGGUUUAUAAAUGAUGAUUAAACAUUAAUAAACUAUCUGUUUACCAUUUAUAAAUGAGGGUUAUUGUAAAGUGUUAACAAAAAAUCUCUUUUCCAAGAGAGGUCUGGCCAAGAAAGCAGCAUAAAAAGUGACAAGAUACAACAUUUAAACACAGUUAACAUGAACAAUUAAAUACAAUUAAAUACAAAUAUACAGCCAUCAUAAUAUCAGUGAAAGAGCCUCAAGUAGAGACUCAUAAGGAGCAGUCACACUGACCAAGGGAAAUUAUUUCUUUUUGACAGGAUAUAACUUGUGUCAUAGUUAAAUUAAGCUUGCUUUCUUCCUCUCUGGUAGAUCUAGGGCGCUAAAAUAAUCCAUUGGCGCUCUAAAAACAAGAUUUUUGAGCAAGAUACAGGUAUUUUGUUAGCGUUUCAACCCUCGGUUAUAGUAAUAUCGACUGUUUUCUCCUCCGGUGGGCGUAGUUUUCAGAGUAUGACAUGUUGCACUCUGUCUCUAUAUAUCAGUGGAGGUGGACCAUAGCAGUGUUGGUGCCAGAAUUUGUUGUUUACUGAUCAACAUUCAGUCUAAUCAGUCCUGGGGUGCUGCUGACACGAAGCCUGUUUCAUUUGGCCCACCUUUUAUUCCUACUUUAUCUACUUGUGAAACGUUGAAACAUGGGCCCCUGGUUGUUGUAUUUGUUUAGAUCCAAUGGUGGUAUAAGUUGUAUGAACCUAUUGUUGAAAUCCAAAUAAAUGCAAAAAGCAUUUAACUGGUCAUCUGAAACCAACUGAGUUCAAAACAGCAGGAAUUCAAUAGAAAAUUGAUUUAAAUUUCCAACCAGAUAUUCUGAUCACAGAGUCCUAUAGAGUAGAAAAUCCCCAAAUGUUUUCAUCUUUGACCGUCAUGUUUUUUACUCCUUGUUGUUUGAAUUAGUGUGAAGUUGUGUGGAGUGGGCAUGUAAAAAAAAACUUUUCAAGGACUUUUUUUUUUCACAAGGGAUUCCAAAUAUGCAUUAGCCAGGCUCGCUGAAAAGCUAGCCACCAAACUACAACAAUGAGAUGCUGCUACUGGUAGUAUAAUAGAUAGGCAGAUAUGGUUACACCUUAAAGGGACAGUUCACCCAAAAAUCAACACAGUUUUCCUCUUACCUGUAGUGCUAUUUAUCAGUCUAGACUGUGUGUAUUAGCUGUAGAGAUGUCUGCCUUCUCUUCAAUAAACUGGAACUACACGGUGCUCGGCUCGUGGUGCCCAAAGCGCCAAAAAAUGCAUUUAAAAAACUCAACAGUAAUGUCUCUUUUUGCAGAAAUCACAACCCAGUUACUUAUAAUCCACAAACCAUGUUAUUUAGUUUCAUGCAUGCACUAUUUUCUUUAAGGAAAUUUGAUUUUGGGGGUGAACUGUCCCUUUAAUGCUAAUCAGAUAUAUAAUUACUGAGCCAGCCUCAUUGGUUUUUUGAAAAAAAAUGUGCCGAAAACAAUUCCUUCCGUUUGCAUAGAGAGACGACUCAAAUGCAAACGAUUCAGAAUAUGCACCAGAGCAACUUCUUUUAUUUUUGUAUGCUGCCAAGCAAUGAUUACAUAUAGCCUAAUAUAACUAUGUCGACAUAAUUGCCAACUUACUGUAGGAUGUUAUGGAGUGUUUUGUACUUCUGUCAGGUUUACCGCUCUCAACAUAGCCGCUUACUGUAGGUAGUUAAAACUAUCUCACGUUCAUUCAGUCACAGACUCAAACACAGAGUCACGAUGAUGUUAUUAACAUGUAAUAAGUGUGCGAGAAAAUGCUGUGUGCGACUGUGUGUGUGUGUGUGUGUGUGUGUGUGUGUGUGUGUUUACGGGUGGUUUGGAGACAUAAAUUCUUUAUCUAUAGGCUAUUGUUAUUGGACGAUAUCACCACCACCUACCAGGGGAUGAGGUCGUUGGUUUUACAGGAAGUUUUUCUGACUGCACAGAAACAACUCUUUGGGUCUUUUUCCGCUGGCUGGUAUUAUGGUUCCAGGUGUUAUUGUGCAUUUGUUGUGUAUAAGUGUAAUUUUGCCAAGCUGUGAUGACAGAUACAUAUUCUAUAAAGACAUUCAUAUCUGUAUGUGAGUUAAUGUGAGCAUGCUGACUUCCCAUGUGUUGUUGUGUGAACACCCUUAAUUUAAGACGAUGAUACUUGGCUCACUUUUGAGGCAGCUGAAACAGGCAAUUUUUUUUAAUUAUUAUUAUUUAUUUUCUUAAUCCAAAUAAGAGGGAUGCUGGGCAGUUAUAUAUAUUGUGUGUUUUUUCCACCAUUCCCUCUCAAAUCAGCCCUGAUUAUAAUUGCUGGAUGUCCAUCAGCUUUGCCUCAAAAUGUUGCAUGGGUAUCGUAGUCCAAACAGACUUAAACAUGAUUACUGGAGACAGGACACAUAGAGAAACGCUCCGAACCGCCAGACUCAGGUGGACGAUUUUUUUGUAAUGGUUUUCAGUAUUUUAAACACUUGAGAUGUGCAUGGUUUUUUCAUAUGUAUUUAAAAAUGCCUCACAUGUGAGAACAUCACCUGCACAUUUAGGUAAAACCAAUCACUUUCAUAUUUUUAUUUUUAAACAUAUGUAACUUGGUGAGUGUCUCGCCUGGGUCUGGUUCUCUAUUUGUCUGUAUGGAUGAUGAUGUCUCCUGUGAUAAGCUAUGGGAUACGACAAAAGGGAUUUUCCUGUACCUAACUGACCAAUAAUAAUAAAGAUUAUGUAGAAUCUGA
This is a messenger RNA of Centropristis striata (black sea bass), 6962 nucleotides long. RefSeq names its product myc box-dependent-interacting protein 1 (gene bin1a). Gene Ontology annotation, cellular component: cytoplasm; synaptic vesicle; plasma membrane. Gene Ontology annotation, molecular function: phospholipid binding; tau protein binding. The record is from RefSeq and is a predicted model, not a curated record. Lineage: Eukaryota; Metazoa; Chordata; Actinopteri; Perciformes; Serranidae. Bases 183 to 2138 code for a protein of 651 amino acids. The transcript is spliced from 20 exons.